AUUCAAAGGAACACUAAAGAGCCAAUCAGAAUCUCUCACUAAAAGCGGAAAACAUUCUCUCGGAACUCAACAGGAGCGGCACUGAAAGAUGGCGCGCAGUAGUGCGAUGAUAAAAACUCUGGUUUUCUUCACCUGUUCUCUUCAUCUUUCAUCAGCAGUCACACACUCUCUGCAGUAUUUCUACACUGCAGUUACACCUGGAAUAAAUUUCCCAGAAUUCACCACUGUGGGUCAGGUGGAUGGAGUACAGUUUGAUUAUUAUGACAGUGACAUCAGGAAGAAGAUCCCAAAGACGGAGUGGAUACAGAAGAAUGAGGGAGAAGAUUACUGGAACAGUGAGACACAGAUUUCACAGGGGAAUCAGGAGACCUUCAAAGUCAAUAUGGCUACACUAAUGCAGCGCUUUAAUCAGACUGGAGGAGUUCACACAGUGCAGAUGAUGUACGGCUGUGAGCUCCAUGAUGAUGGGACUGUUAGAGGAUACGAGCAGUACGGUUAUGAUGGAGAAGAUUUCCUCAGUUUUCAUCUGAAAACUAAAACCUGGAUCGCUCCAAAACGUCAAGCUGUGAUCACCAAGAACAAGUGGGAUCCUAAUACUGGUUAUAAUACAAAUGAGAAGAACUACCUGGAGAAGGAGUGUAUUAAGUGGUUACAGGAGUACGUGUCUUACGGCAGAGACACUCUGGAGAGGAAAGAUCCUCCUACAGCAUCAGUGAUCCAGAAACACUCGCCUUCUCCAGAGGUGGUGUGUCACGCUACAGGUUUCUUCCCCAAAGAGGUGAUGAUCUCCUGGAGGAAGGACGGAGAGGACGUGAACGAGGACGUGGAGCUCAGAGAGACGUUACCCAACCAGGAUGGAAGCUUCCAGAAGAGAAGCAUUCUGAAAGUCCCAGCUGAGGAUCUGCAGAAACACACCUACACCUGCGUGAUUCAGCACAGCAGCUUGAAGGAGGAGUUAGUGCUAGAAGUACCAAAAGGUGGAGGACUGAUGGCUGUCAUCGUUGGUGUUCUCGUGGCUCUCGUUGUUCUCGUUGCCGUUGUUGCUGGAAUUAUGGUCUGGAAGAAGAAGAACUCUGGCUUCAGACGUGCUCCAGAAAAGUCACCAAGCUCCUCAGAACAUGAAUUACUUUACGACUAGACUAAGCAUGACUGUGUGUCUUCCUGCUGAACUGAGAGAGAGAGACCAGGAGAUGGAGAUGAGGACCACACACACACACACACACACACACACACACACAUUAUUCAGAAGAUAUCUUGGUGUGUGAUGUUCUUCCUGUGUUGGAUGGAGGAGCUUUUUCUUGUAAAUCUCUUGUUCUUGGUGUAAAAUGGGAUUAUUAGGAUUGUUUGGGUUUUAUUUUUUUACUCUGUAGGUUUCUCAGCUGAUUUCCUUUUAAUCUUUAAUUUUAUUGAGAUUUUCACAAUCUGGAUUUCUAGAAUGUUUUAAAUUUGAAGUUUUAAAGAAACUAAAUGAAUUUAUUCACUUGUGCCGAUUGUGUGUAUUUUAUUAGCUUCAGUACGAUCAUUCAUUAUACCUCAUCAUACACUGUGUUUCUACACACACACUCACACACACACACACACACACAUUAUAAUCAGUUAUCAGACUUCAUCUGUUCUUUCUCUUUAAAAUGGGUUUAGUCUUUAAUUCACACACAUUGACUGCUUUGUGUCUCUUUUCUGUUUAAAUUUGUUUAGCUUGAGAAUAUUAACAUUAAUUAAUUAAUAAUUAAUUAUCAUAAUGCUAUAAGAAAUAAACUACACAAAAUCCCA
Hemibagrus wyckioides is the source of this 1770-nucleotide messenger RNA. Its product is annotated as BOLA class I histocompatibility antigen, alpha chain BL3-6-like. NCBI's taxonomy places the organism in Eukaryota, Metazoa, Chordata, Actinopteri, Siluriformes, Bagridae. Gene Ontology annotation, biological process: immune response. Bases 89 to 1138 code for a protein of 349 amino acids. The record is from RefSeq and is a predicted model, not a curated record. Gene Ontology annotation, cellular component: external side of plasma membrane. The transcript has 9 exons.